CCUAUUUUCRACAACUGUUUAUGAUUUUGUUUUGUAAAUACGACAGGUGAAGUGAAGAUGAKAAGCGCCGGAAGCUGGUGUKRUAUCCUGUUAACAUUCGUGCUUGUAUUUGCUUCUCAAGUGAAAUCGAAACAGAUAAAGUGUAGCGGGAUAAAGCUAGAUAGGCUUGGCUGCUAUGCAGACAAUCAGAAGUCAGGGAAUCGUCCUCUUCCACUUCUUGUCUUGACAUAUAGAGAUAAAAGUAGUAAGCAGUAUGCUGGGGAAAUUGUAUGGACAAAGUARGGUACAUUCAUGGAAACCAUCAUUUGCAAGUGUGCUGAAAAAGUUUUGAAGCAUGGAUACAGCGUCAUGGGACUGCAAAAUUAUGGUGAAUGCUGGUCAGGAUCAAGAGAUAAAAGCUAUAGUAAUGACGGUCCAGGACGUGAUUGUAUCAACUGGAAGUAUGAACGGUGUCGGGAUGGCAUGGACUGCAUUGGGGAAGAUAACACAAACUUUGUGUACCGGGUGCAAAGAGAUCUACCUUCUCCGACAGCGAAACCAACUGAACAUCGAUCAACAACACCACGGACAACAACACCCACCCCUUCUCAAACACCAUCACCAUCACCAACUCCAUCACCGACACCGRCACCUUCCCCAUCUACAACGCCAUAUCCAACAACAUCAGGUACAUGGCCCACAACACGUGGUAUGUCAUCCCCUAAACCAUCUGGAUUUGGUACCAGUACUGCAAAAAGACCUCCUUCGCCUACAAAGUUUCCCAUCCCUUGUUACAGCCCUUCAAAUGAACCUUGCAYUACACCCAUUAUGCCUUGRGCUUCACCAUGRCAGCCCUUAGUAGAUCCAGCAUUGRUAAUGAGAUAUCAAGGACCCUCUGCUCUAGGUUUCCCAACGCCAAUGGGACAAUAUCAMCAACAAKCRUUACCUUGUGGYAGUACAUGCUCUGCUCAGUGUGCACCAAAGUGUAGAGUAGGAUGUUGUAGAAKUUUUGGAGGUCRUGCUUCUGMGGUUCAGUUCCCUAUAGGUUAUUCAAAUCAAAAUAGACUCCCGACCUUGGCAAAGCCUGGGUGUAAAUAUGGCUGUCCUUCGAAGUGUGCUCCUCGAUGCACAGCCAGAUGUUGUCGAUCGGCUAUUAAAUCUCAAGCGUUUCAAAAUCAAUUCCUUAUGAAUUAUGCACUUCGUUUUCCCCAGACUGGUCUGCAGUCGUCUUUAAGAGCACAAGGGCAGUGCAAUCAAGGAUGUUCUUCGAAAUGCGCUCCUCGUUGUAACAUUGAAUGCUGCAGCACCUUUCAACAGCCUUUCCCUGUCCAACUCCAGAUGCCAACAUUUUCACCAGUUAACUACCAAGCACAGCUAGUACAGAGAAAUAUAUGCAGACAAGGCUGUCCAGCAAUGUGCUCUCCAAGAUGCCUACCCGGAUGUUGCCGUUGGUCUGGAGGAUUUUACAAAAGAGCAGCAAUUCUCAAACACAAAAUACCUCACCUAGAUGAUUACUAG
Messenger RNA from Exaiptasia diaphana, 1497 nucleotides. RefSeq lists its product as uncharacterized. Bases 58 to 1497 code for a protein of 479 amino acids. The record is from RefSeq and is a predicted model, not a curated record. The transcript is spliced from 6 exons. NCBI's taxonomy places the organism in Eukaryota, Metazoa, Cnidaria, Anthozoa, Actiniaria, Aiptasiidae.